This is a messenger RNA of Letharia columbiana, 2163 nucleotides long. RefSeq lists its product as uncharacterized. The transcript is spliced from 2 exons. Gene Ontology annotation, molecular function: catalytic activity. Bases 1 to 2163 code for a protein of 720 amino acids. The record is from RefSeq and is a predicted model, not a curated record. NCBI's taxonomy places the organism in Eukaryota, Fungi, Ascomycota, Lecanoromycetes, Lecanorales, Parmeliaceae.
AUGCUCACCGUCGACGCGAAGCCAUACCCUUUUGCAUUCCCCCCAACGCAGACGGCAUUGCUCAUCAUAGACAUGCAGCGAGAUUUCCUGCUCCCGAAUGGUUUCGGAGAAAUACAGGCUGGUUCUCUUCAAGCCGUCCAAGCUUCAAUUGCUCCAACCAAGAAGCUUCUCGACAAAUUCCGUCAAGCCAAUCUACCUAUUUUCCAUACUCGAGAGGGCCACAAGCCCGACCUAUCAGACUGUCCAUCCAACAAGUUGAUCAGACAAAAGGGUUUUCGUGACAAAAUACAGGGUUUAAAAGUCAUCGGUGACAAAGGAGAAAUGGGAAGGCUGCUGGUCCGUGGUGCAAUCGGCCACGACUUUGUCGAUGAGUUGCGCGCUGUUCCCGGAGAAGUCGUAGUAGACAAACCAGGAAGAGGAGCCUUCUUCAAUACCAAGUUGAUGGACAGAUUGAAAGCAAAGGCCAUCACACAUCUCAUCAUUUGUGGUGUGACUACGGAAUGUUGCUUUGAUACAACAUUUCGUGAAGCCAAUGACCGUGGAUUCGAGUGCUGUGGAGUCGAGGAUGCCACUGCCGGCUACAAAGAUGAGUUCAAACUUUCUGUACUCGACAUGAUACAUUGGAGCGAAGGCCUUUUCGGAUUCGUUGCAUCUCUACAGCCUCUACUGGAAACUCUCGAGUCGUUCACGCGGUCGCUCGCAUUCGUUGGCGAUAAUACUUCUGCCCAGACUGCCGCAAACUUUGACGGUGUUCUGAGUAUCCCAAGCCUUCAAAAGGCGUACCGCACAGGCCUGUCGCCUGUUACUGUGAUCGAAAUCGUGUUUGACAGAGUUCAAAGGUACAAGAAGGUCGAUCCUGCCGUCUGGAUUCAUUUGGAGACAGAGGCAUCGGCGCUGGAGCGAGCAAGAAAGCUGUUGAGCGACUGGCCCGAUCGUUCAAGGCUUCCGCCACUCUUUGGUGUGCCUUUUAGCGUCAAAGAUAGCUUCGACAUUGCUGGCCUCCCCACUACAACCGCAUGUCCUCCAUUGACACGUGUCCCAUCGAAAUCUGCUCUGGCAUAUGACCUUCUGUUAGAGCAAGGCGCGAUCUUCAUUGGCAAGACCAACCUUGAUCAAUUGGCGACCGGCCUGACUGGAUGCCGGUCUCCGUUUGGAAUCCCGCGCUCUAUGCUCCACCAUGACUACAUUUCCGGAGGCUCGUCCUCUGGGAGCUGUGUCAGUGUUGGCGCUGGCCUAGUAACAUUCUCGCUUGGCACGGAUACGGCUGGAUCCGGGAGGAUCCCUGCUGCGUUCAAUGGAGUUGUGGGCUAUAAGCCCACUAGAGGAUUGAUCUCAGCCCAAGGAGUGACGCCAGCAUGUCUCUCACUAGACUGCGUUGCCAUCAUUGCUGGAAAUGUCUCGGAUGCUCGCACUGUAUGGGAUCUGUGUGCGAAAUAUGAUGAAGAGGACCCCUACGCAAAGGUGACCGUCCCGAUCCAAAGACACAUAAAUUCCACUGGGCCCCAGGCAAAGAUCUUCACUUUUGGCAUUCCUCCGCUCGAAGCGCUAGCGAUCUGCAACCCAGCCUACCGUCGGAAGUUCGACGAAAGCGUUCAGAGUCUACAUGCUAUGGGUGGGAUCUUGAGGCCAAUAGACUGGAGCUUUUUCGAGAAAGCAGGUAAACUCCUGUAUGAGGGUUCUUUUGUCUCAGAACGCUUGGCUAGUCUGCCUGACGAUUGGCUUGAGAAGAAUCGGGAUCACCUCCAUCCUGUCAUCCGAGAUAUCUUCGAAAAUGUCGUAACGAGGGAAAGCACUGCGAUACAAGCUUACAGAGACCUACAAGCAAAAGCGUUUUACACUCGGAAAGCUGAAAAAACCUUCGCCUACGACGCGUCUGGCAUAGAUGUACUUGUGGUCCCAACAGCUCCAACGCACUGGACUGUCGAGGAAGUACUCGCGGAUCCAAUGGCAACGAACAGCGUGCUAGGCGAGUUUUCACAUUUCGGCAAUGUUCUUGAUCUAUGUGCUGUAGCUGUUCCCGCUGGUACCUGUCCUGUGUCGGAGCUCCAGGGCAAGCCUGACGCAGAAGGUGUAUUACCCUUUAGUGUUACAUUUCUAGGGGGCAGUAUGAUGGAUGGGGAGACCCUCGAAAUCGCACGGCGGUUCGAAGAGCACAUGAGCUAA